GUCUUGGAUAUGUCGAUGUCGCUUUACUACUGGAGUUUACUUUCACCGCAUUACAUAGCCAAAAUGCUCACUGCUGUUCGUAUUUACUAUGCGACGAUAGUAUAGUGCCACACGCGUGAUGGGGCAGCUCCGAAAGUUAUUCACGCGAAUGCAUAUCUUCGCCACCGGGAAGCCAGUUACGAAAUGAGCUUGUGACAGCAAGCAACAGCAGCCACUAACUGCUAUUAGCAUAGUGGUUCUAUUGGUGAGCCGUGAGGUCCGUUCUGCGCGUUUCUUUUGAGUGAGUUCUCGCCCACGAGUUACAUUGUAUGGCCCCCGUUGGAUCUCGCAUUGAUAGAUCGACGCGCGUAGUCAGUGAAAGUGAAGUUUUACAUUAAUAGAAGAAAGACUAAUAAGUUUGUUUUGUUGGGCCAUGGACAAGUUUGAACAGUCUUGAGUUUUUUCUGGAAGACAGUUUUGGAGCCAGAUUGGAGCAGUGUGUUAUUCUAUUAAUGGUUUUGAUGAAUGACUACUUUUAAUUGAGAGACAUUGGUACCAUCCAAUUUAUAAAGUUUGUUAGCAAAAGAAGAGAUACCGAGGAGUCUUAUUGUAUCAUGAAUGUGGCUUGCACGGCAGAGAGGUGGUGUCGCGAGGGUGGUUGAGUCGCCUUCGGAUACGUGAGAUGAUCGAAAGCGUAUCCCGACGAGCCCUGAGUGGCUCCAGCGGGAGCUAUCACGUUCGUGGUGCUGAGCUGGCGCGAGAUCGUAGACUCAAAUCCCUUUCAGCCACUGUUGUCUUUCUUGAUGACACUCAACAUACCUUCCAGUUGGAUAAGAGAGCUAAAGGUCAAGCCCUUCUGGAUCUCGUAUUCCAACACCUGGAGCUUAUCGAGAAGGACUACUUUGGCUUACAGUAUGCCGAUAAUGGGGCUGCACCGUCCACGUGUCCGAAUGCGGACGUAAUGCGCUGGCUCGACCCUGCCAAACCGGUCAAGAAGCAAAUAAGAAGUAAGGGUAAAGGUGGGCAGUUCUUUUUUAGAGUUAAGUUCUACGUAUCCGAUCCAAGUAAACUCCAGGAGGAGUACACUAGGUAUCAGUUUUAUCUGCAAAUACGCCGGGAUAUCCUUCAAGGAAGGCUACAGCUACCUCCGAGUACUGCUUGCUUAAUAGCCAGCUAUACCGUCCAAUCCGAAUUAGGAGAUUAUCAUCCAGAGGAACACGGUCCGGGUUAUCUAUCUCGUUUACAAUUAAUACCUGGACAAACAGAAGAGAUGGAAAAGAAAAUAGCCGAGCUCCAUAAACUCCACAAAGGUCAGUUGCCAGCGGAUGCUGAGUUCAACUUCCUGGACCAUGCAAAACGUCUCGACAUGUACGGCGUGGAGUUACAUAAGGCAAGGGAUUCUACGAAUAAAGAGAUUCAAUUAGGAGUCACUUCGAUAGGACUGGUUGUCUUCCAAAAUAACAUAAGAAUCAACAUCUUCUCCUGGUCGAAGAUUGUCAAGAUCUCUUUCAAGAGGAAACAAUUCUUCAUACAGCUACGCAGAGAACAGUCAGAGAAUUACGACACGCUCUUGGGCUUCAACAUGCAAACAUAUCGGAGCUCAAAGAACCUGUGGAAGGCGUGCGUGGAGCAUCAUACCUUCUUCAGAUUGCACAGCCCGAAGAUGCGUCCGCGACGUUUCCCCUUGACUCUCAGUAGCAGAUUUACUUACUCAGGUCGCACAGAAUUCCAGACAGUAGAGGACGGGAAACAUCGUGCACGCGUUGAACGAACUUUUAUACGAUCGCCUAGUAAGAGACUAGUACACGGAGUUACCUCUGCACCGAUCGUCGAGGAAAAAGGCAAGAUUGCACUUCCACCAGGUAGACCACCACGUCCAUACGACAAUAAGGUUCAGAGUCUUGGAUCCAGGGAACCACGUCAGGCUUGGGGUGAAGGAAAUCCAAGUGAUGAUGAGGGUGGUUUUCUGUCCCUCAGAGAAGAGCUCAACGGCUCCCAUACCCAGGGUGGUGCGUUCUCGCCAGUACUCGGUUCCAGGGUCUUGAGCUAUGCAGAUGAUGACACUACCAUCGAGAGGAAUAUCUAUGAUCUACCGGAUUACAGUGAACCCACAAGUUCACCAGCUCCUCAGAUUUUGGAAGAUGGUUUGGUGACAAUAAGAUUAACACCAGAUGAACAAGGAAGGUUUGGUUUCAAUGUGAAAGGUGGUCUCGACCUGGAUAUGCCCAUUUUAGUUUCAAGGGUCGCACCCAAUACUCCAGCUGAUCGUUGUUACCCGAAACUCAAUGAAGGUGAUCAAGUUGUCUACAUCAAUGGUAUUGAUGUCAAUGGAAUGUUACACGAGCACGUAGUUAACCUGAUACGACAAUCCCGAGAUUCCGGUAUUGGCGAACUCACCUUGACCGUCAGACCAAAUGCACUUUACAACGCGCUAGCUGGAACCGACGAAACGUCAGAAGAGGAACCUCCCUACAGAUACGUACCGGAUGCACCACACGCUGCAGUCGGAUCAGAUGCACUUGCGCAGUCCAUGCUCUUACUUGCUGAUGGUUUAGCAAGCGGUGCUCUGAUUGCUCAGUACGAACAAUUGUAUAGAAAAAAUCCAGAAUUGACUUGCCUCGAAUCGAAAAAGCCAGAGAAUCAAAAUAAAAAUCGUUACCGGGACAUAUCGCCGUAUGACGUUACUCGUGUCAUUCUAAUGGGUUCCGUUAACGGAGACUACAUUAAUGCGAAUUACGUAAACAUGGAGAUUCCCGGUUCUGGUAUAAUAAAUCGUUAUAUCGCGACGCAGGGUCCGCUGUCCUCGACGGUAGCGGAUUUCUGGCAGAUGGUAUUGGAAGCUGGUAGCACAUUAGUUGUGAUGCUUACUACAUUGGUGGAACGAGGUCGCGCUAAAUGUCAUCAGUAUUGGCCCGCGAUGAAUGAGACUCUCACGUUGAGAAAUCUUACAUUGACCUCGACGUCUGAGACGAUCGAGGACACCUUUGUCUUUCGUGAAUUCAUACUUCGCGACAUAAACACCGGGGAAGAAAGGGACAUAACUCACAUGCAAUAUUGCGGCUGGCCAGAUCAUGGUGUUCCCAGCGACUGGCGACAGUUCACCACAUUCACAGAACGUGUCCGUUCGGCAAGAACAGGUAUCGUUGAACCAGCAGUGGUUCACUGUUCAGCAGGAAUAGGACGUACUGGUGUCCUUGUUUUAAUGGAAACUGCCUUGUGCCUGAUAGAGGCCAACCAGCCAGUAUAUCCUUUGGACAUUGUUCGUUCCAUGAGAGACCAACGUGCUAUGAUGAUACAGAAUGCUAGUCAGUACAGAUUCGUUUGCGAAGCGGUUCACAAAGCAUAUACGGAAGGCAUUGCGAAGCCGCUGCCGGAGUUUAGCAGGUGAGACUGGAAAUCCGCCCGGCCGAGCAGCUAAGAAUGCGAAAUUUCUUUAAUCAAUGGCCGCAUUAGAUUUCUUGUGUAUGUCGCGACGAGAGCCACGGAGACGCGACGUUAAGCUCGUGCUUUCGACUUUCGCGAGAAACUCAUCUUGCGAUUUUUACUAUGGAACAAGAAGAAAGUGAAAGGAAGAUAAAUGAAGAAAAAUAAUGGUAGCUCGAAUCUAAAAUAUUCUGCCUUCUUCUUUCGUAGAGCAUCUUAAGCUUAGUUUCUAUAGCGUGACGAGGAUUACUAAGGAUUCCCAAGCAGCCCUAAACGUAAUCAAAGACCAGAUUAAUCUUAAUUAAUGGAGAGAGCAUGGAGUGGACGAUGAUUUUUUAUCCAUAUAUCAAUUUCUCUCUUUCUUUUUAUAUAAUCACACUACUAAAGAGAUAUCGAGCCGAUACGAGCAUAUCAGGUCCGCGAGGACUCGCAAUUCAGAAGAGCCUUAACACAUUCACUGCAAAGCAUUUAAUGAUUAUAUUCUAAUUUCUCUUUCGCUCUCUUUCUUUAACUUAGGGAUUUUCUAUUAAUCUAAUUCGCCGGUACUAAUUAGACUGUCUGUCCGUAAUGGGGAUGUUUAUAUAAUUCAUGUAUAACAAUUGUGAUUUGUCUAGUGGUUUUUUUACAUUUAGAGUAUACAUAGUAUCGACAAAAACCCUACAAGUGGCUGAUAAUAAUUUUAAUGGAACAGUUAAACUUUUGGCGAUGAAUGUGUUAAAGUAAUUUUUUUAAGAAAAAAUAUAUAUAUAUACAAAACAGACCGGAGAGCAGUGCCUUGUAAAUACGAGUAAUAUUGAAAGAGAAAGAAUUGUGAAUUCAAUUUUAAAAGACUUUUUCGGCCGCUCGCCGUGUCACUUGUAUAUUUUUCUAUAUAAUAAUCCGACCGUACCUAAAACAAUACAGCGAUCGUAUAAACGACCAAUUAUAUGAAAAGGAGAAAAACCGUCAUUUAAAAACGUAAACGUUCCGUCGAGCCACCCAGGCGAUGUAAACCAGCCGAAUAAGAGCACAAAAGUCCUCUUGGAACAAUUGAGCAAAAUUGAGUGCAGCUUAUUGUGAAUAAUUAAUAUUUCCCCGUGGACGAAGUAUGUAAUAGGGAGAUUUAAGAUAGAAAAACUAGAGAAGAUAAAUGAAGAAUUAAGGAAGAAAAAGAGAGAGAAACGUAGGAAUAACAAAUAAGAAAUACAAAUGGGAAAAACUGAUAAGCGUACGAAGCAGUAUUCGAUAUAAGUACAAUUAACAAUAUAUAUUUCUACGUAAACGCUCGCCAUUGCCUGACGAGCCUCGAUUGCAAAGAAGUUGGUAGCUGUCUAGUCUCGUGAUUGAUUUGUACUUUUCAACGAUUGAAUAAAGCCAUUUUAUAGGAA
Molecule: messenger RNA, 4769 nt
Organism: Cephus cinctus (wheat stem sawfly)
Lineage: Eukaryota; Metazoa; Arthropoda; Insecta; Hymenoptera; Cephidae
Gene: Ptpmeg
Product: tyrosine-protein phosphatase non-receptor type 4
Exons: 18
Coding region: 662-3367 (901 amino acids)
Biological process (GO): protein dephosphorylation
Cellular component (GO): cytoskeleton
Molecular function (GO): protein tyrosine phosphatase activity; protein binding
Source: RefSeq, a predicted model, not a curated record